GAGAGAGUGGGGGGGGGAGUGCCUGGACAGAGAUGCACAAAGAGGAAAGAGAGAGAGAGAGAGAGAGAGAGAGAGAGAGAGAGAGAGCUUUUAAGGGAUUUGGCAGUGAUUUGUAGAAUCUCACUGCUGUAAUGUUGCUCUUUUCCUCCACUUUUCUCUGAUUCUGCCAUGAUACUGCACCCUCACAACUCUGUGUUUUCAUUCAGUCUUUAUAAAUCACAACUUCUUCUCUUUUAGACUAUUGUUUUUUCAGUAUUGUUCUGCCUAUUUUUUUGAGAGUGCACAGCGGCUCUCUGAGAUGAUAGAGGAUUUAUUUUGGUGAGGAGAGGAGAGCCUUGCCUCUAGAUAUUAUAAUCCCAUUUCGGACCAUGGAUGGAGGCCUGUUUGGAAGAGCUUGUGUGAUGGAUAAAAUCAUCAGGACCGGUCAAUGAAGAAUGGGCAGGUGUCAAAGGUAGAGGAAGUGGCCUGGCGCUGUCAGUACUUCUGCUGGUCAUCAUCAUGACAUCAGAGGCCCGCUCAUCCCAUCGGUGCUGCUGGCCCAUUUCACCUUCCAGAUACCAAACAUGGCUCCAGCUGCUGUGGGCGCUGCUGGUGGGUAUCAGCCCGGGCUCCUGGGCCCAGCAGGGCACCCAGCCCCAGUCCAUCAAAAUCGAGGGCGACCUCACCCUGGGUGGGCUGUUCCCCGUUCACUCUCGGGGCCCCGCCGGCAUGGCCUGCGGGGACAUCAAGAGAGAGAAGGGGAUCCAUCGAAUGGAGGCCAUGCUGUACGCCUUGGACCAGAUCAACAGCGACCCGGACCUGCUGCCUAACAUCACCCUGGGGGCCCGGAUCCUGGACACCUGCUCCAGAGACACCUACGCCCUGGAGCAGUCGCUCACCUUCGUCCAGGCCCUCAUCCAGAAGGACACCUCGGACGUGCGCUGCUCAAACGGAGAGCCGCCCAUCAUCCCGAAACCGGAGAGGGUGGCCGGGGUGAUCGGGGCGUCCGGAAGCUCCGUGUCCAUCAUGGUGGCCAACGUGCUCCGAUUGUUCGCGAUCCCCCAGAUCAGCUACGCCUCCACCGCCCCGGAGCUGAGCGACAACAGCCGCUACGAGUUCUUCUCCCGCGUGGUGCCUCCCGACUCCUACCAGGCACAGGCGAUGGUGGACAUAGUCAAGGCCAUGGGCUGGAACUACGUCUCCACGCUGGCCUCUGAGGGCAACUACGGAGAGAGCGGCGUGGACGCUUUCCUCCAGAUAUCCAGAGAAGCAGGAGGGCUGUGUAUUGGACAGUCCAUAAAGAUCCCCAGAGAGCCCAGACCAGGAGAGUUCGAGAAGAUCAUCAAGAGACUGAUGGAGACCUCUAAUGCUCGCGGGGUCAUCAUCUUUGCCAACGAGGACGACAUCAAACGGGUGUUGGAGUCUGCCAAAAAGGCCAACCUGACAGGCCACUUCCUGUUUGUUGGCUCCGACAGUUGGGGGGCCAAAAGCUCCCCCAUUGAAGACCAGGAGGAUGUGGCUGAGGGCGCUGUCACCAUCCUGCCCAAAAGAGCUUCUAUUGAUGGGUUCGACCAGUACUUCACUUCAAGAUCUCUAGAAAACAACAGGAGAAACAUCUGGUUUGCAGAAUUCUGGGAGGACGACUUCAAGUGCAAACUGACCCGCCCGGGCAUAAAGUAUGAACUUGGUAGAAGAAAAUGUACAGGCGAAGAAAGAAUCAGUCAACACUCUCAGUACGAACAGGAGGGCAAGGUGCAGUUUGUGAUUGAUGCUGUGUACGCCAUGGCCCACGCCCUACACAGCAUGCACCUGGACCUGUGUCCCGGCUUUAUGGGCGUCUGCGAGAAGAUGGACCCUGUGGAGGGACGAGAUCUGCUCCAAUACAUUCGCUCUGUCAGCUUCAAUGGCAGCGCAGGAACUGGAGUGAUGUUCAAUGAGAAUGGAGACGCUCCCGGUCGUUACGACAUCUUCCAGUACCAGCUGUCUAAUGUCAGCAACCCCGGGUACAAGGUUAUCGGCCAGUGGACAAACCACCUUCGCCUCAAUUCGGAGGAGAUGCAGUGGUCAGGUGGUGACCGUAAGAUCCCCGAGUCGGUGUGCAGUUUCCCGUGCGAGUCUGGAGAGAGGAAGAAGAUGGUGAAGGGCGUCCCCUGCUGCUGGCACUGCGAGCUCUGCGAUGGCUACCAGUACCUGCUGGACGAGUUUUCCUGCGACAUGUGCCCCUUCGACAUGAGGCCCUUAAGGAACCGCACGGGCUGCCGGGACACGCCCAUCAUCAAGCUGGAGUGGAGCUCUCCCUGGGCCAUCAUCCCCGUCUUCCUGGCCAUCCUGGGCAGCCUGGCCACCCUCGGAUGCAUCGCCACCUUCAUCCGCUUCAACGACACACCCAUCGUUCGGGCCUCCGGCAGAGAGCUCAGCUACGUGUUGCUGACGGGCAUCUUCCUCAUCUACUUCAUCACCUUUCUCAUGAUAGCUGAGCCCAGCGUAGCCGUGUGCGCCUUCCGCAGGCUGCUGCUGGGGCUCGGUAUGUCCAUCAGCUACUCCGCCAUGCUCACCAAGACCAACCGGAUCUACCGCAUCUUCGAACAGGGCAAGAAGUCGGUCACGCCCCCGAAGUUCAUCAGUCCCGGCUCUCAGCUGAUUAUCACCUUUAUCCUCAUCGGAGUGCAGUGCCUCGGUGUGUUCAUCUGGUUUGGUGUGAUGCCCCCCCACACCAUCAUCGACUACGAGGAGCAGAAGCCUCCAAACCCAGAGUUCGCCCGCGGCGUCCUCAAGUGUGACAUGUCCGACCUGUCCCUCAUCCUGUGUCUGAGCUACAGUAUCGUGCUGAUGAUCACCUGCACCGUGUACGCCAUCAAGAGCAGAGGAGUUCCUGAGACCUUCAACGAGGCCAAACCCAUCGGCUUCACCAUGUACACCACCUGCAUCAUCUGGCUGGCCUUCGUACCGAUCUUCUUCGGCACGGCGCAGUCUACGGAGAAGAUGUUCAUCCAGACCACCACCCUGACCGUGUCCAUGAGCCUGAGCGCCACCGUGUCCCUGGGCAUGCUCUACAUCCCCAAAGUCUACGUCAUCAUCUUCCACCCGGAGCAGAACGUCCAGAAGAGAAAACGCAGCUUAAAAGCCGUGGUGACGGCGGUCACCGCGUCCACUCAACUGUCCCAGAAGUCCAACGACAAACAGAACGGAGAGUCCAAGCCCAAGAUCGUGCCGGACAGAUCACAGUGAAACAAAUGAAACUUCAUCACAAGCCCACACGGAGAGACGGCUGAUGACAAAUCAGCAUUUAGUUUUGGCUUGAUUGUUUUUCAUUUCUCCCCUUUAUUAUGGAUUGAAAGAACAGCAAAGACGUUCCUGGAUGUUGUUUCUUCUCACACGUAUUUAGAUCUACUAAACCUGGAAUGAGGCACUAGAGGAAACGGAAAUGCUCACCCUUAAGAUGAACAGCUUUUUAGUACACCUACACCACAACUGGAAGGAUGUUGAGCCGUCCUGAGUGGACUGACUUAAUUUCUUCUUUUGUAACAUCCACAUAUACGCCUCACCUUGACGAGAUGUUGUUAGUUUUAACUUUCCCUGGAAAUGCUGUUAAGGAAAAAAAAAAUAGUUUAAACGCUGACCUUUGCCCUGCAGGAAGAUGUACAUGUAUGUGGAAUCCCUCGGGGUCAAUGAAGCGUUGUUUCCUGGCUCCAGAAGCACUGCAUGGAUUGUGUGUUUUACAAGUGUACAUGAAUGUUUUUGAAAUAUUGUUCUUAUGGGGCGUUGUGACGUUUUCUUCUGAUUGCACUGGAAGGAACUAGCUUUUAAAAUGCACCACGUCCUGUUACAGUCCCUGAUAAAGUCCCCCAGGGAGGUGUAAUUAAUCACUUUACUAUAAUCACUCACAGCAGAGCCGUUCAACGUCCAAUCACUAAUGCAACGAAGCAUUUUAUUUAAAUUAGUGUCAUUAUUAAGGUACACAAUGUUUUUUUAUUGUGGAAACUGUAAACCCAUGGGUGCAAACAGGAUACUAGUGAUUAUGAGCAGGAUAUUUAUGUUCUACCUGGUACUUUUACUUCUCCACAGUAGAAAACAAUGUUCGGCAUUUCCCCAUAUUGUUUGUCAAAAUAUCAAGCAAUCUCCUCGAAGGCCAAACCACUGUUUUGUUCACGCAUGGGAACCUCGUCAGAAAGCUUCCCGUCAUCGGUGGUAUUUUUUUUUUAUGCCAUGAAAGGUCCUCUAUCACUACAAGUUCUCAUCUCUGCAAACACAAUUUAAUUUAACAACAGUCCCUUAUUUGCCAGAAUAUGAUUUGCAGUGUUCCUUUUGUUACUUGAUCACAACGUUCAACUCAGGUUUUACUGAAGGUGUUUCAAAUAAGUUUUUCUUGAGGAUUUCCUUCUGUUCUGGCGCAGCCUUUUUUUAAUACAAAUUGAUUCAGCAGCUACCACGUG
Molecule: messenger RNA, 4412 nt
Organism: Sebastes umbrosus (honeycomb rockfish)
Lineage: Eukaryota; Metazoa; Chordata; Actinopteri; Perciformes; Sebastidae
Product: metabotropic glutamate receptor 6-like
Exons: 11
Coding region: 499-3207 (902 amino acids)
Biological process (GO): G protein-coupled glutamate receptor signaling pathway; regulation of synaptic transmission, glutamatergic
Cellular component (GO): membrane
Molecular function (GO): adenylate cyclase inhibiting G protein-coupled glutamate receptor activity
Source: RefSeq, a predicted model, not a curated record